Sphaeroforma arctica JP610 is the source of this 3771-nucleotide messenger RNA. RefSeq lists its product as hypothetical. Lineage: Eukaryota; Ichthyosporea; Ichthyophonida. The record is from RefSeq and is a predicted model, not a curated record. The transcript has 5 exons. Bases 1 to 3771 code for a protein of 1256 amino acids.
AUGGACUAUGCGACCCAUGAGCCACCGCCGGGCCAUCGAUCCAGGCCAAAACGCACCAAAAAGUGCACACGCUCCCUGCCUCUAUCACGAGCAGGCAGCAAAAACGGACCAGGAAGUGUUGUACGGCCUGAAGAUGUUUUAUUACUGGGCCAGAUGGCCGAUACCAAGCGUGCCCUUGGUAAGACAGCGACUGCUUCCGCGUGCACGGGUUACGGUGUGCGGUGUGUGACCUCUGCCGACUCUUACACGAUAUCGAGAAGCGACGGUCAGAUUGUGGGGCAGGACUGUAGUACGUCCGCUGGGUCUGGGUCGGAUUUCUGGGACGACGACUCGGUCGCGCACACACACCCAUCCCAAUCCCUGCUUAGUGACAUGGCAACCAUUAUGGCCACCACGAUCCACGACAAAACAGGGCAAAAGAACAGAAACGGACCGUCGUGCACCUGUCUUACAAAAGAGGACCGCAUGCACACACACCCGUCACUGGUGGUGCAGACCACGACCCACUCCGUCUUUGUCAACAGCGCAUCCGAGGACGUCAUCGCGAACCUGCUAGAGUCGCACCCCGAAACUGAAAAAGGACCGAAUUGUACCACGGACGAGGACUUGGGCAAAACCGCCGGUCCAAUCGAGGCGCGCACUCUUCGCGCAUCGAAAAAGACCGCACCCCCACGCACACACACAGAUACACCCGAACACACCCAAGCACAGCAGCCAACCACAGCGCUAGAUGAGCUAGUACAUGCACAGGCACAACCAUCCGCCCACCCGACUGAGGGUAUGGCUGCCACAGACCGCAUAUGCCUCACCCCACCGGCUGUAGACCUACGCAGCAUUGGAGCCAGGCGUGUGGGUGGGUCAGUGCACACCCCUCCAUCUCACCCCACCCACUCACCCAUUCACACACACACAUACACACACACUCGUUCGCACUCACACACCCCACCGUCUCGUCACAUGCAAAUAUACACGCACAGGCCGCCUUCUCAUCGUACACACAUACACACCCACACACCCUCGCCCCCACCUCAUCACACACACACACACACACAUACACUCGCACACACCCCUCCAGCACAUCGCACACAUACAAGUGAAGGGACAGCCGCAGACGCACUUCUAUUAGUGCACAGUCUGCCUGUGCAUGCGUUGGAUGAAUUCGAAAGUACUUCUCCGAGUCGGGAUAAUGACCUAGCGGUUAGGAUCCGCAGAGCGAACUCUCAGGCAAAGUCGACUAUUCUUGCCGACCUGCGAGAAGGAUCGGAGUUGAGUCCGAAAACCGUCGCAGCAGCAAAGAUACGUGCUACCAGUGUGAACCGAGUGUUCACUGCUGAAGAGAUCGCCGCAGCGCAAACACGAAGACACAGCAUGUCAUCUCGCCCGUCCUGGUCUCUUGUCCACAAAUUUAGUGACGUCACCGAGUAUCUUGAACCAUCUGUUAGCGUUAGCCAAUUAGAAUGCGGCACAAGGUUUUUUGGCGGGGAUUUAGAGCAGGUGGACGAUGCACUGUGCAGUCAACGGCCACGUCCGAGCCCACGCCCAGACAAACAGGGCAGGCGAAGUACUAUACCGCAGUCAAACCCACAAAACGGGACGGAAACCGGGACGAAAACCGGGACACCCCCGGCAACCCCCCCACGCACGCAGUCACCAGUACCACACACCCGCAGGCACUCAGCGAUGCAACUGAGUCCAGUGGUGUUCAAGCUGCCGUUGUCAGGGGGCGAGUCGCACACGCGUCCACGUACCCGCACACGCUCAGAAUCCUCGGGUGCAUUACGGUCCCCAUUGUCAACUUUUGGACAGUGGUGCCCAAGUUGGAGUCCCGAAAUGGGACGGGUCAAAAAGCAGGGGGUCAGGCGUAUGAAGGACAAAGCAGGGCCUGGACAGUACACACAGGUGCAGUUGAUGCGAGUGAUACAUAAGCAACCGUUGACGGAUGAUGAGACUCUCACGCACCCUCAUACCCACACACGCGCACACUCAGAAUCCCCGGGUGGCAUUCGGCCCUCCAUGACAGAUUUUGGACACCUGGCCAAGAAACAGGACAGGCGCAUGGAGGACAAAACGGGUCCUGGACAGGGCACAGAUGGGGAGGUGAUAGGGUCAUCGCCCAUGGUAAGUCAGGCGGUGCAGAAGCCGCCCAAAGCCCUCCCAAGAGGUGCACCCCCCAGCACGGACGAGUGCCAGGGACAGUGGGUUGGUACCGAGACUAAGACUAUAGUUAAGGCUAGGGCUAAGGCUAAGGCUAAAGCCAAGGCCAAGGCCGAGGGUGAGCUCGCCUACACGCAUGUGGAGGAUCGUGCAUGUACAUGUACGAACCCACCCAAGCCCACCGAUGCACUGGACCAGACACGCACAACCCCACCCGCCACUGCAGUCGACCGGUCCCACAUAGCCGUGCAAGCAGCCGGCCAGCCACCCACAGACACAGACACAGACACAGCCACACACUCACCCGUGGUUCGGGCGUUCGAGCGCCCUGACCUUGUGGCUGGGGCGGGUGCUAGGAGGAGCUCAGCAGCACGUCCUCGGCCCAAGUCAGACCUAUUCACAGAGCCACCCCCCCCACACACAAGCACAAGCCGUUCCUUGCGUGGGGAUGGCGUGGCGACAGGUGACAGUCUCAACUAUUUCAAACUGCACGUCUGUGUGCGUGAGAUUGGGAGAGAGUUCAGUCCGCCCGUGGAAGAGUCGGCAAUAGACGGUACAGCCGCGGGUGUGUCUCUGUGCUGCGAGUGUGUGCACAGGGGCUGUUGUACUGCAGAGGACAGGCGCAGUGUAUACGACGGCGAGAGGGGUGUAGGGGAAGCCGUUGCGGACCACAGCCACGACGGGCACAAGUCAGACGACAGGGAUACCUACCACGCUACACCGAGCAAUGGUAUUACGAAUAGUAAUACGGAUGACGCACACAACACCUCGAAUACGAAUAGUAAUACGGGUGACAUACACAACACCUCCGCGCAGGACAGGCGCCACACGGGUUUGGCAGAGACACGCACCAACCACCACACACAGAGGAAGGAUGGCAGUAGCCAGAGCAGUCGCAGCACCAACGGGGGGGGUGAUACGCCUUUAUCUGAGGCAGGAGAGGGACCCGACCCGCACACUGACGCUACGGCUAAGGCUAAGGCUAAGGCUAAGGCUAAGGCUAAAGCUAUGACUGAGACGAAGGCAAAGGCGACGGAGGAUGAACCCAAGAAUAUGCUGAGCUUUGUCAAGAAGUACAGACACACCGUGCGGUACAAAAGCAUGCCCAUCCCCAAGAACAACACGCUGGGCCGUUGCAGUACGUCUACGGACAUACCUCAUCACACCUCACUACACACGCCAGCCGUUGCCAUGGCAACUGCGCAUGAUAGCUUUGUGCAUCCAUCACUUGUGGAUGUGUUUGAUGGCGGUGUGGAGUCGGCGGACGUUCAGUGGACGAGAUCACUGGGUGCACCACCCCGUCACAACUCUCGGGGUGCAAUGUCCUCCGGGCGCAAUCCGUUGAGUCUGGAGUCGCGGAAGUUAUCCGAAUUCCUAGAAAACGCCCCAAUGACAGUGCUGAAUGAGAACGAUCUAUCCCAAACAGCCACAGUGGAGGUCAAGUACCGUCCGCUCGUUAACCGGCGGAUGACCGACAGUCGAAAGUCACUGACGCGCAAGAAUGGGACUGGCGAUAUCAUCCCUCUCCUUCGCCCUCUGAGACCUGUCAUAGGCAUCAACGCAGACCUCGCAGAUAACCCAAACUUAUCUAGAUCAUACAGCGACAUGGUCCCGUAA